Messenger RNA from Nelumbo nucifera (sacred lotus), 3539 nucleotides. RefSeq lists its product as uncharacterized. Gene Ontology annotation, biological process: regulation of photomorphogenesis. The record is from RefSeq and is a predicted model, not a curated record. NCBI's taxonomy places the organism in Eukaryota, Viridiplantae, Streptophyta, Magnoliopsida, Proteales, Nelumbonaceae.
UAUUUUAUAGUUUAUACCAAAUUAUCAACUAGACUACUAGAGGGUAGAGCCGUAGAGGCUGCUCUCUCCAUCCCUUUGACCCUUCGCUUUAUGAUUUCCCUCUCUCUCUCUCUCUCGUACAAGCCUCAUCCACUCCUAAAAUUCCCAGUUCGCACCACAAAUUGUCUUCGAAAUAAAAAGCUGUAGCAGUAGUAGCAGCAGAACUUGUAUUCCACUCUUCCUCUAUCAAAUCUCAUCUGCAACAGAUCUUCCAAUUCUCUUCUUCUUCAUCAUCACUCGUCUCUCUGUCUCUCUCUCUCUCCCUUUGUGUGUAUCUGGAUCGGUUGCUAAUUGGUCAGACGGUUUAUCCUGACUGUAUCUGUUUAGCUCUCGAGCUCUGCAUCUUGUUGCUUUCGUUGAUGGAGCUUGUUCACUCGUACGUUUUCCUUUCUAAUUGAGGUUCGUUCUGUGUUCGAGGUUCGCCAAAUUUUCACAAUCUCAUGAAUACCAUCAAAAGAUUACCACCAAGUAUCAGAUCAGCUCCUCCAAAAGUAGGGGUGCAAGUCGGGCGGAUUGAAGGUCAACCCAGCCCAACCCUAAAGGUGUAAACCUCAGGUUCUGGCCUGGCUCAAUCGGAGAGGUGGUCGAGCCUGGCUUACUCAGAUCAUGUAUCAUAAUGCACUAUUGAUUGAGCCUGGUCUCUGACCAUUAUCUUCUUAGCUGCAUUGUGAGAGGGAAGUACUGGCAUUCUGAUGGGGGAUCAUUUUAGCUUCAAAUUGUUUUAGAUAUUAUUCUAACUCAUCAUGUCAGACCAUGUUGUGCAAAGUUUUCACGAUGGUGAUACAAAAGUCAGGGAGUCAUUACACCCAUACCAAUCUGUGUGGAUGGCCCAUUGGAUGAAAACAAACUGUGACUCAGCUUCACGGGUUCAUAACCAUAUCUGUCCUCACAAUGAAAGCAAGCAAGAGCAUCAUGAUACUAGGCAGAGCCCCAUGCCCGUGGAAACUGAUGAGCCUAAGGUCACAGGGUCAGUUGUAGAUGUGCAUCCAGACAAUGUUUUGGAUCACAUGAAUGAGUGGGGACGUGAACAAGGCUUAAAGGUGGAAUCCAGUGUUUCCCAAUAUGGAAAGCGAGUUGAAAAAAUAACUGAAACUGGAAGAGUUGAAAUGGCAGAUGAGAUGGUGGCAAUGAACUUAAGAAAUUACAGAAAUGCAAGUUCAACAUGGCAAUCCUUUCCAAUUUUCAAUUUUGAUAAAAAGAAAGAAUAUAUUUUAGCUUCAAAAAACAAUCAACCUUUCAAUGACAGGCAGCCAUCCAGGUUUCAAUUCAAUGACAACACUGGGCAUGUUACUGCCAUGGAUGGCAGAACUGAGUCCCAUUUUCACUCAAAAAUGCUUGAAUUAUGUACUUCUGGAUUAGAAUGUUCAUCUAGAGAAUAUCAUCUGACUGAAGAUAUAUCACAAAUUUCUGGGAAGCUGGUGAAUUCUCAUAAGAUUCUAGAAAAGAAAACCUUCCCUGCCUGGAGGCCAUUGUGGGGUGGUCAUAUGGAGUCGAGAUAUAAUAUUAUGCCUUGUGAUUUUAAGUCUGUACAGAUGCCAUUAAAAUCCGUUGGCUACAAAAAUGAAGAAAUUGAUCAGUACUCUGGAUUAUCAUCCAAAGAAAACCUCAAGAAAAGUAAACUUCAUCAUUAUGAAACAUCUAAUUAUGGUGCCUCUUCUAAGUUUUUAAUCUGUGAUAAGGAGAUGGAUAACCAUCCAAAUGCUAGAAAUUCCAGAUAUCCAUAUUUGGAGCAGAAGAGUGAAAUCUUGAAACUGCCUGAUCCUUCAAUUACUGAUUUGAGUCCCCCAUUUUUAAUUGGAAAACAAGGUAAGAAGCGUAACUUUCCUAUUUCUGGAAUUUUACCAAGCCACAGCAGCUCUGCUGGGGAAUCCAAGUUGGAGGAGUUAAACUAUGGAUAUAGAUCACUACACAGAACUCCAAGUUGUUCUUUUAAUGAUGUAGAAACUCUGAGAAUUUGUACCACAGUUGAUUCUGUGGAAGGAGUCCCUGGUGGCCCAUCAAAGUUUUCUCAGACAACUCAUCAUUUGUUGAUCACAAAAAAGACUGAUGUUAACAUGUUGAAGGGAGGCCAAAUUAUCAGAGAGUCAAUGGUGUCUACAAAAUUCAAAGGAAGUGCAUUCUAUGAACUGCUUACAUUACCUUUUAAUUUUGGUUCGCAUGGUAAGCAAAAGCUUGAGCCUCUAGAGAACUCCACAUACCAAGAAGGAAAAGAAGAUGUUGAGGAUGCCAAAACUGAUUCACUAGUUUUGAAGAAUGAAUCAUCAGAUGAAACUGACACUAUGGACAUGGAUGUUUUUCAUUCCAGGAGCUCUCCUCCAGGUGAAGCUUUGCAUACAUCAAAUAAGCAUGUUUUGCAGUGUGUCAUGGUCGACCAUGGUCCCACAAAAGCUGAAGUAAAGACGGCUUCAUUUAAAGAAAUUGAAAGUAUAAAAGCACAGACAGAAGUUUUUGAUAGGAGCCAGGAGGCUCCUGCCUCUUCAGCUGCAGCAGGCACAAUGGAUAACGGAGGGUUGAGCACAUCAAGAACUGAGAGUUUGGAUGUGGAUUACCUUCUUUCCCACACUGAGCAGCCUGAUGAUUCAAUCUUUAGUCCUCAACAGGAGAGCGCUCAAGGCCUGGAUCCUGGCAACAGAUGGGUUAAGCGUCUCAAGCCAAGUGCUUCCAAUUCUCUUGCUCACGAUACCAAAAGUUCAAAACUGGGAGAUGCAUCAUCCAAUGUAAAAGUAAAUAAGUUGUUUGGCACAGUCAUGAAUUAUGGCAGAAGUACCUCUGAGCCCAUAUUGGGUAAACGUUUUGGGAAGGGACAGAUGGAAUCAGAUAAAGCCGUGAUGUUAUUGACUAGUGGGGAAUGUUCUUCCAUGGGUUUGAUGAAGGAAAGUUGGGAUCUAUCACAUUCUUGGAUUCAGAGAUGGUGUCGCCAUCAUGCAGUGGCGCCAUUGAUGAAGCCAGCAUCAACUUAUGUUUGUGAACCACACGGUUCCAAGGCAGCUUCAGAGGAACUAGAAAGGAAGCAAUUUCCAAGUAUUGCUGCUAUGGCAUUGGUGGGGAAGGCCAUGAGUGGUUUCCGUCCAUGUGAGUUCAGGAAAAGAGGGUCGUCUGUAGUUUGGAAUACAGAGGGGUUCUAAGGUUACUCUAAGAUUACUUGCUGCCUGAUGGAAGAAGAUGAACAGUUAAAACUCCUCUCGACUUUGUGAGAUCAGAGAGGAACUUUUCAGCAAUUAUGAAUUAUAGUGUGACAAAGGCAAGAGGAUCAAUCAUUUUGCAGUCACUAAAAACAAAUUGGAAGUUUGUUGUCUGGGAUUUGGAGGCCUGUGUAUUGUAUUGAUAUAUAUUCUGCAAUUCCUAGUUCCGCAUCAUAAUUUGAUUUCUUUGGUUCUCUCAUAUUUCAACUUUCCUGGAAAACAAUGGUUUUCCUCUGCUGGCAUUUGUAACUUACAUUUAUUGGCUUUUUUUUUUUUUUUAAGUAUGAAUUCAGUCUUCACAGAACGGUCCUCACACCA